Messenger RNA from Ilex paraguariensis (yerba mate), 324 nucleotides. Lineage: Eukaryota; Viridiplantae; Streptophyta; Magnoliopsida; Aquifoliales; Aquifoliaceae. The record is from the annotation of a GenBank genome assembly.
AUGUCUCUAACGAGUGUGAAAAUGUCGGAGGAUGUGUGGUUAACGUGUCUCACUCAUGCAUUGUCUACCGAGACUGAAGAGAUUAUGGGGCUUCUUCUUGGGGAUAUUCAGCACUCAAAAAAUGGAAGUGUGACUGCACUGAUUUGGGGAGCAUUGCCGCAACCACGUUCUGAUCGGCGGAAAGAUCGAGUAGAGACUAACCCUGAACAGUUGACUGCUGCAUCAGUUCAGGCUGAGAUAUCCUUCCUAUGCUUUCACAAUUCAUGCAGACAACCAUAUUUUGAUUUUGUUGAAAUCUAUCAAAAUUGUGGAAACAAAAGAUAG